UGUUGGCACUUGGCGGCUUCGGGUGUUUCCCAAAAGCUCUUUUCAGAACGAGCCACUCAUGGAGAUCCGCGCCCUCUUCCUCUUGUUCUUCGUCCUCCUUAGCGGCGAUUCCUUCGGAAGAAGUACCGAGGGAGAGUCGGACCAAGAGACCAACCAGGAAGAGUCUGUAGAAAUUCCAUCUUCAGAAGACUCAGGGGAAGCCUUGACGCCGUGGGAGCUAAGGGCAGGGCUGUCGGAGCGGAGAAGUCAGUCACUCUUUACAGAAAGUCAAGGACACGUCCAACAGGACCAAGGGUCAUCGGUCGCUCACACGCCAGGAGAGGGAGCCAGGGUCCCUGUGUUUCCUCAAGCUCCUUCGCCAGCUCUAGCUCCAGUUCCAGCUGCUCCGGCGUCUACGCUGCCCUCAUACAUCACCCGACUUGUGCCAGUGUUCAUGUCGUCGCAGUUCGUGGGCGCUCCGGGCGGCGUCAACGGCCUGUAUUCGCCCCCAACUAGAGAACCAGACAUAAUACACUUUGGCGGAUUUAGAGGGAGAUUAGCCGGAUACGGCCAGCGGGACCAAGGAUCAUCGGUCGCUCAGGCGCCAAGAGAGGGCGCCAGGAUCCCAACAUUACCUCCAGCUCCUUCGUCAAUUCUAGCUCCAGUUCCAGCUCCUUCAUCCCGACCUUUACACAUCACCCGUUUUGCACCGAUGUCGUCGGAAUUCGUGGGCGCUCCCGGCAGCGUCAACGGCCUGUAUUCGCCCCCGACUACAGAGCCACCCACAGGAACACCCACACUAGAUCCAACAAACUUCGAAGAAUUCGCGAAUUUAGCCCGUGAAGUCCAAGGGUGUUCUAAUGUGUGCGAGUUUCGGAACCGCUUCGGAGACUGUAAUGUUGAUAUUACAUGUUUCUUCAGGGUAAAUAACCUUGAACUGUAUGUAAAUGUAGAAAAGUAUGUACUAAUUAGAAAAUCACACUACUAUGUUAGGGUUCGAGAACGGUGGGCAAUUUUGAGCAACUGUAUCAGAUUGGUCCUCCAGAUUGGUGUCGCAAUCCCCAUGCCAGAUCCACCCAGCAGCGAAGAACCUUCAUAUUUUGACUGA
Penaeus indicus is the source of this 1087-nucleotide messenger RNA. RefSeq lists its product as uncharacterized. Lineage: Eukaryota; Metazoa; Arthropoda; Malacostraca; Decapoda; Penaeidae. The transcript is spliced from 6 exons. The record is from RefSeq and is a predicted model, not a curated record. Bases 59 to 1087 code for a protein of 342 amino acids.